Molecule: messenger RNA, 1124 nt
Organism: Vicia villosa (hairy vetch)
Lineage: Eukaryota; Viridiplantae; Streptophyta; Magnoliopsida; Fabales; Fabaceae
Exons: 3
Coding region: 53-559 (168 amino acids)
Cellular component (GO): chloroplast
Source: RefSeq, a predicted model, not a curated record
GAUUUUUAAUGUAAAAGAAACAAGAAGAUAAUAAUUGUAGUGACCACUUAACAUGGCGACUAUCCCUUUGUUAGUGUUACCGAUUUCUCUCCUCCGCCACCAACCUUCUUCUCCUCCAACUCUAACAACUCACUCUCAUAUCCACAGUUUCCCUAACCCCAUUUUCACAAACUCCUCAAUCAACAAAACAACCACAGUUUACGGUAUCAAUCCCAGUGACUCAAGACGAGACAAUCCUCUCUUCUUGGACGAAAACAAUGCGGUGGUCGAUGACAUGGACGGUUACCUCAAUAACCUUUCCCUCGAAUACGAAUCUGUUUGGGACACCAAACCAGCUUGGUGUCAGCCAUGGACAAUAGCGCUAACAGGGGUUUCAAUUGUUGCUAUUAGCUGGUUGAUUUUUCACUCUCUUUUUGUCACUUCAGCCAUAUCCUUACUCAUUUUCGCAUGGUGGUACAUUUUUCUAUAUUCUUAUCCCAAGGCUUAUUCAGCUAUGAUUGCUGAGCGCAGAGAAAGGAUUACAGAUGGUGUUGAAGAUACGUAUGGUCGUAGGAAGUAGCAGUGGUUUGAAUUUAAUUAUUCCCACUCUUCACUUGUGCUCAUCUUUUCUCUAUGUCUCAGAUGUAGUCUCUGCUUGUAUUUAUAUUUAGUUAAUACAACAGUACUUGUUAAGAAUUUUAUUCACAUUAUUUCUGUAAAUUACCUUGGAGAUUAUAUGUUGAAGAAAUCUUGAGAAUUGUUCACUAGACUUGGAUCUGUGGAAAUGAGGGUUGUUCUGUAAGAAAUAAGCAGCACUUAUCUGUCAUAUAAGCUUUGGUCUAUUGCAUCCUGAUACUGAUUUGUGGUGUGCAGAAUUUAGAAGAGAGGAUUUUAAAGAGGGAAUUUUCACCAACUAAAAGUUGCUACUAAAUGCAAAAGAAGUUGCAAUCUGAAAUUUCAAAGUAUUAGUUACUUGCAAAAAGGGUUAGAAACAGUAAAAUAAUUUAUAGCAGAGUCCCACUAUCAUGAUUGUUCAGUCUCACACCAUCAAUAGAGUGGAAGGCAAAAUCAUUUCCAACCAUUUUCAUUCUUCCAUUUAUUGCUUUAUUGAGGGAAACAAAUACUGGAGAAUUUUUACAAUUCUG